CGCAGCGCGGCCGGGACUUGCGGCUGCCGAAGCCUGCGAACUCUCCAGAAAGAGGGUGAAGGAGAGUCCGGCCACCGCGCUCGGCCGCGCGCGGGGGCGGGUUUCUUUGGGGAACUCCGGGCAGCAGCGCGGCAGAAGGAUCUGGAGCGUGAAGGUGCGGCCCCUGAGAAGCUCGGCGCACUAAUGCCAACAUGAUGUUUCACUCAGGUGGAAUGUGGAGCUGUCACUGGAAAUGGAAGCCGAGUUCUCUUUUGUUGUUAUUUGCUUUACAUCUUGUGUAUGAGCCUCACUCGGUGUGGGGAUGUACCAACUGCAGACUUGUGCUCUCCAGCCCUUCGGGGACCUUCACUUCUCCGUGCUACCCUAAUGACUACCCUAACUCCCAGGCCUGUGUGUGGACAUUGAGAGCCCCCGCUGGCUAUAUCAUUCAGAUAACAUUUAACGACUUUGACAUAGAAGAAGCUCCCAAUUGCAUCUAUGACUCAUUAUCCCUUGAUAAUGGAGAGAGCCAGACUAAAUUUUGUGGUGCAACUGCCAAAGGCCUAUCGUUUAACUCAAGUGCGAAUGAGAUGCAUGUGUCCUUUUCAAGUGAUUUUAGCAUCCAGAAGAAAGGUUUCAAUGCCAGCUACAUCAGAGUUGCUGUGUCUUUAAGGAAUCAAAAGGUCAUUUUACCCCAGACACUAGAUGCUUACCAGGUAUCUGUUGCAAAAAGUGUCUCUAUUCCAGAGCUCAGCGCUUUCACACUUUGCUUUGAAGCCACUAAAGUUGGCAAGGAAGACAAUGACUGGACAGCUUUCUCCUACUCAGAUGCAUCCUUAACACAAAUGCUCAGUUUUGGCAAGUCCAGAAGUGCUUACUUUUUAUCUGUUUCUGGUUCAAAAUGCUUACUGAACAGUGUGCUACCUGUAAAGGAUAAAGAAGACAUUUUCACUGACAGCUUUGAACAGCUCUGCAUCGUUUGGAAUAAUUCUUUGGGUUCUAUUGGUGUUCAUUUUAAAAGAAGCUAUGAAACCAUCUCAUGUGACUCUACCAUUAACCAAGUCAUCCCUGGGAAUGGGAAGCUGUCCUUAGGCUCGGAUCAGAGUGAAGCCUCUUCUCUCAAAGGGGACAUGUACAACUUCCGGCUGUGGAAUUUUACCAUGAAUUCUAAAAUGCUUUCCAACCUCAGCUGCAAUGAGAAGGGGAAUGUAAUUGACUGGCAAAAUGAUUUUUGGAAUAUCCCAACCCUGGCUCUGAAAGCUGAAAGCAAUCUUAGCUGUGGUUCCUACCUGAUACCAUUCCCAGCAGCAGAACUUGCCAACUGUGCAGAUUUGGGGACCCUCUGCCAAGAUGGAAUUGUCUUUAGAAUUUCCUUAGAGAUUGAAAAUAUCCUCCAUUAUCCUGAAGCAAAAGUGCAGAACAAGGUGGUAGGAUGGCUCAAUUCAACUUUACAAAAUUGGAACUACACUGUUUAUGUGGUUAAUAUCAGCUUUCAUGUGAACACAGGAGAGGACAAGAUCAAAGUCAAGAGGAGCAUUGGCAAUGACCUAAGGCUAACAAUUUCGGCUCUUGUAGUUUAUGAUGCUACCAGCAAUCCCAACUUAGAAGGAAAAAUCAUUCAGCAGAAGAUCUUAGAGAAUAAUGAGUCCCUGGGUGAAAGCUUGAGGCUGUCUACAGUAAACGUAAGACGACAGGGUGUGUGUCCCUUUGAGGAGUUACCCAAAGGCUAUGAGUGGCCGCCCGUCUCACCCACUAAGUUCACACUGCCGUGUCAAGGGAAGAACGGAGGCAUGGCAGUCCGGGAGUGUGUCAGGUACAACUCAACUUAUGCCUAUUGGAAACCUCCUGAUCUCUCUGAUUGUAUGAGAGCAAAUGAUAUUGCCAAUGAGAUCUUAAAUUUAACCAAUGAUGCACAGAACUUGAACUCGGCCAAUAUCAGCAACAUUGUAAAACAGGUCAAAGAGCUCGUGAAUAAUGAAGAAAACAUCGACAUCACCCUUGGCUCAACCUUAAUGAAUAUUUUUUCCAAUAUCUUAACCAGUCCAGAUAGUGACUUGUUGGCAUCCUCUUCUGAAGCUUUGAAAACAAUCGAUGCAUUGGCCUUCAAGAUAGACUUAAGAAAUACAACACGUGUGAAUAUUUCAACUUGCAAUUUGGCUCUUGGAGUGUCAUCCCUAUCCACAGAAACAAAUGAAAUUUUAAAUUUUAGCAUCGGUCUUCCAAGCAAUAAUGAGGCAUAUUUCCAGAUGGAUUUUGAAAUUGGACAAAUGGAUCCAUUGGCUUCUGUAAUUUUGCCUCCAACUCUUUUUGAGAAUUUAAGUCAAGAAGAAUCCAUGCCAGUUAGAAGAGCACAGUUUACUUUCUUUAAUAAAACUGGACUUUUCCAGGAUGUAAAAAACAAGAAAUACCCCUUAGGGAGUUAUGUGAUGGCUUGCAGUAUCGGAAACAUGACCAUCCAGCACCUGAAGGAUCCUGUUCAAAUCAAAAUCAAACACACAGUAACUCAGGCAGUGCCUCAGACCAUCUGUGCCUUCUGGGAUCUAAACAACAAUGGUUCUGGAUUUUGGAAUACAACAGGAUGCAGUGCACAAAGAAAUGAAGAUGCAAGUGAAACAGUGUGCCUGUGUAACCACCUCACACAUUUUGGAGUUCUGCUGGAUCUUCAAGGAACUGCCUCACAGAUAGAUGCAACAAACACUAAAAUUCUUACCUUCAUCUCUAACAUUGGGUGUGGAAUAUCUGCUAUUUUUUCAGCAGCAACUCUCCUGACUUACAUUGCUUUUGAAAAGCUGAGAAGGGAUUACCCCUCCAAAAUCCUGAUGAACCUGAGCACAGCCCUGCUGUUCCUGAAUCUCGCCUUCCUCUUGGAUGGCUGGGUCGCCUCCUUCCAGAUGACGGGGCUUUGCACCUCCAUGGCAGCCCUGCUGCAUUUCUUUCUCCUGGCCACCUUUACCUGGAUGGGGCUGGAAGCCAUCCACAUGUACAUUGCCCUGGUGAAGGUGUUUAACACUUACAUUCGCCGAUAUAUCCUGAAGUUCUGCAUCAUUGGCUGGGGUUUUCCAGCCUUAGUUGUGUCAGUUGUACUAGUGAGCAGUGGCAAAAAGGAAGUCUAUGGAAGUUUGAGAACUGAGAAAGAACAAGGUGAUGACUUCUGUUGGAUUAAGGAUCGCAUUGUAUUUUAUGUGAGCUGUGUUGGUUAUUUUGGAGUCAUGUUUUUCCUGAACGUGGCCAUGUUCAUUGUGGUCAUGGUGCAGAUCUGUGGGAGGAACGGCAAGAGGAGCAACCGGACCCUGCGCGAAGAAGUUCUGAGGAACCUGCGCAGCGUCGUCAGCUUGACGUUCCUGUUGGGCAUGACGUGGGGGUUCGCUUUCUUUGCCUGGGGACCCUUACAUGUCCCUUUCCUGUACUUCUUUGCCAUCUUCAACUCAUUGCAAGGUUUGUUUAUAUUUAUCUUCCACUGUGCCAUGAAGGAGAACGUUCAAAAACAGUGGAGGCGGCAUCUGUGCUGUGGCAGGUUUCGACUGGCAGACAAUUCAGAUUGGAGUAAAACUGCCACCAAUAUCAUCAAGAAAAGUUCUGAUAAUCUGGGAAAAUCUUUGUCUUCAAGUUCCAUUGGUUCUAACUCAACUUACCUUACUUCCAAAUCUAAGUCCAGCUCUACUACCUACUUCAAAAGAAAUAGCCACCCCGACAGUACUUCCAUGGACAAGUCCUCUUCCAAACUGACCCAUGCUGAUGAAGCUGAAGCUGAUGAAGAACAGAUAUCAGUCAUCCCUGACCACGAGGUCAUUGAUAAGGUUAAGGGUUACUGCAGUGCUCAUUCAGAUAACUUCUAUAAAAAUAUUAUCAUGUCAGAUACUUUCAGCCACAGCACAAAGUUUUAAUGUCUUUAAUAUAAGAAAAAGGAAUCAGAAAUGUGAAGAUCUCCAGGCAGUGAAAACUGCAACUAGCAGUUGUAAAUAUGUGAUUCCCUUGGUAACUGCAUAUAUUAUGUGCAAUGUAUUUUUUUAAGGAGACUUUGUGAAGUUCAAAAUCUGUCUUUUCAGUGCAUUUCUUUCCUGUGGAGGUGCCCUUAUCACUAGAAUAUCAGUGCUGAGAACAGUGGGACUUAGCAGCUGCAGGAGAUACGAUUUUUUAAAUGAAGUUGAAUCAAACCUGCCCACAACUCUGGAGAGGGCAGUGACAUUAAAAUUAGAGGACAAGACUAAGAGAACUAAGGAUAAGUCAUUCUUCAGGGGCUUCUUCAUAGACUACUUAAUAGUUAGCUUUGGACGUGGCCAUGUGCUUCAUCCUCUUUGUCAAAAGUCAGAGGCAUCCUAAUAACCAUGUUGAUGCCCACAGAUCCCAGUAUCAGUUUCUAUGAAAGCAAUACUAUUUUCUGUUUUCUCCAUGAAAUAUCAAAUAUGAAUAUGAAAAAAAGUGUAAUGUCUGACCUAAAGAUGAUUAUAUUAAAUGUUUAAAUCUUCAAGAGCAUCACAUGCUGGAGAAAUCAAAAAAUUCCAAAAUAUUGUCCUAUUUAUAUAAAGCCAUAUAAAUGUCUGUUCUUUUGCUUGGUGGAGUCAAGACACAAGGCUUAAUUAAGUAUCGUCAUUAAUUUUAAUUUAAUCCCAUACAUUUGAAUCAAGUUUAGUGCUGCAUUCCUGUAAUGUAGACCACCCAGGAGUUGAAGAUGAAUCUCUUACAAUUCUACUUUUUUCUUCUGCCGUAUAUUGAACCCACAGGCUCAUGGGAGGAGUGAGAAUUUCCACUCGGCAUGUGGUGUCUCUGCCUUGCCCUUCCGUAGACAGGCAGUUGGCAAUCCCUGUAGGAAGUAUAACCAGUGAGGUUCCAUGGUCCUGUCUGUGCUCUAGAGACAGUGAGACAUUUCUAGUUGCACAAAUGAAACAACCUCUUUCUCUUUCAAGAGUUUUGUUCCAAGGGAUAUAAACUGAGACAUGUGGCUAACUUACCAUAAUCAUUUAUAAUUUAUAAACACUGGGCCUACAAAUGCUAGUCUGAAAUUUAUUUGUGUAUAACUCCUCUGAUUAUAAGAACCAGAGGAAGUCUGGCAGGGUAGACGGUGUGUGAUUCAUGGACGAGGUUGCUGCAUAUACACUGUGCAUAAUAUUAAGCAGCUUACCUAACUUUUAAACUAUUCUGACUCAUAAGUGGGAAGCUGCAUUUUCAUUGUUCUUAAAUGCUGGUGUCAUAUUCAGAUUCUUAGAAAUCAAUUUUAGUUUGUGUUUUACCUUUACAUUUGCUCUGGAUUAUCUGGGGUGUAUCUGGUGGGGGAAGUAGCAGGUAAGUGAAUAGAACAUGAGACUUGCUGGCAGAGCCUGUCUGCUUGAAGGUCAAGGUGGUCAAGGUCCAUGCUGAGUGCCUGGGGCUUUUCUCCACCAGCCCCCACCCCAUUCUCUCCUUCCCCCACACAACUGUGCAGAAUAAAGGUAUGAGACCUGGGAGGGCCUUCUGGUCUACACCAGCCAAUGGGCUACUUGCCUUUUGCCAUCUUCAACCAUGAAGCUGUUUGCCAGACUGGAAUUGGUGAUUCAACACUGAAUUUCCGUCCCAUCUUACAGCUGCCCGAAUGCAGUGGCUUUCCCAGAGUAGAGGCGUGGGUAGUAGGGAAGGAAAUGAAAUCUACAGUUCACUAAGAUUCACUGAUAGAGCCAAGACCUUUUCUGUAGGGCUUUACUAACAGGUUGCUUAUUCUGGCAGCAGUUACAUAGAGAUGAACGUUAAUUUUAAAGAGUCACUGAAUUGUCAUAUACUUUACCCCCAAACCUUAGAGAUUUAUGAUAGAAUUUAAUUAGCUUUCCACUGUGAGAUUUCUGCCCAUUGUGCUUGUUUAGUUAAUAGUACUUAAGAUACAAGUUGCAAAAAAGGCAUUGAUUUCUACUCAUAUUCAUGCAGAUGUGGGAAAACUUUUUUUUUUAAAUAUUUGAUAACAAUAUCAGCUCCCCUUUAGACAUUUUUGAGAACCCGUUAAGGAAAAUGAAAAAAUAGGGGAAUAGAAACAUUUGUGAAUGGGUUUAGAAGUCUGAGCUGAAUCCGCUCGAAGUUCUAAGCAUGCAGAUCUCACCUUCACUUAGCCCCUCAGCAGAGGGUGACAGGAACUUAUCUGGGGAGCCAAAAUUCAACUUAACCUAACUUCAAGGGUAAUAUCAAUUCAGACUCUCUGGGUUCUUGCCCUCUUUUUGAACAACUUUGUGCUGUCCAGGCUCCUGCAGUAUUUUCCAGGCCCGUCACCAUCACAUGCAUUUAAAGCUUCUUUAUCUAUUGUGGCACAGACUCGCCUGUACAUAUUUAUUUAUUUGUGUUUAUAAGUCUCAGCUUGUUUCUUAGCUUUGUGUCUCCCGACUUUGUUAUUUUAAUUAACUUUCUAUCAAAUAGGCUGUAUAUAUUUUUUCUAAAUACUUUGUGAAAUACUUUUCUGCAGUGGUAUCUUUGACUAUGAGGAAUAAAAGUGACUGUGAGUACUAGUCAGAAUUAGCAAAAAGAAGCUACAAUAGCUGAUUUGCCAUUUUACUUAAAUGGAAAAUUGUUUUUCAAAUAAAUACUUAAGUUGUCCGUGUUC
Condylura cristata (star-nosed mole) is the source of this 6535-nucleotide messenger RNA. It is a transcript of the gene ADGRG6, whose product is annotated as adhesion G protein-coupled receptor G6. The record is from RefSeq and is a predicted model, not a curated record. Gene Ontology annotation, molecular function: G protein-coupled receptor activity; laminin binding. Lineage: Eukaryota; Metazoa; Chordata; Mammalia; Eulipotyphla; Talpidae. Gene Ontology annotation, biological process: cell surface receptor signaling pathway; adenylate cyclase-activating G protein-coupled receptor signaling pathway; heart trabecula formation. The transcript is spliced from 24 exons. Gene Ontology annotation, cellular component: membrane. The coding region runs from base 192 to 3863 and encodes 1223 amino acids.